AUGGAACAGCUCCGGCAUAUUGGUGAGGUUCUUGGGAGUUUGAAAGCUCUGAUGGUUUUACGCGAUGAAAUUCAGAUCAAUCAACGACAAUGUUGUUUGAUUCACGACAUAUUUACUCUAGCGUUUGACACGAUCGCGGACGAGAUAAGGCAGAAUCUUAAGCUUGAAGAAAGGUCUACCAAAUGGAAACCUCUUGAGAUUCCUCUUAGAGAACUUUGCAGGGUUUACAAAGAAGGUGAGAUAUAUAUUAAGUAUUGUUUGGAGUCAAAAGAUUGGUGGGGGAAAGCACUCACACUUUCUCAGAACAGUGAUUGCGUCGAGUUUCAUAUUCAUAAUUUGCUUUGUUAUUUUCCUGCGGUGAUCGAAGCGAUUGAGAAUGCUGGCGAGAUGUCGGGUUUGGAUCAGGAUGAGAAUUCGAAGAAGAAAGUUAUGCUUGCUAGGAAAUAUGAUGUGGAUUGGAAUGAUCCAAAGCUUUUUCAGUGGAGAUUUGGGAAACAGUAUUUGGUUCCGAAAGAGAUUUGCAAGCAAUUGGAGAGUGCUUGGAGAGAAGAUAGAUGGAGGCUCAUAGAAUCAAUCAAGGACAAAAAAUGUUCUGCCAAAUUCAAUUGUUCAAAGAAUGAACAAAAUCUUGCAGAUAUGUUGUUGAAGAAACUAAUGAAUGGUUCCGAAAAAACAAAUAAUUGCAACAAUAAUAAUAAUCAUAAUAAUCAAUUAUGGCCAAUUGGGAUUUUGUUAGGAGCCAAGGAUUACCAAGUGAGGAGAAGAUUGGGAAGAGGAAAAGAAUAUAAGGAAAUUCAAUGGUUAGGACAGACUUUUGCUCUGAGGUAUUUUCUAGGCGAGAAAGAAGCUUACAAAAACGAGAUUUCGAAUUUGAUAUCGCUUUCUCACCCAAACAUAUUGCAGUAUCUAUGUGGUUUUUAUGAUGAAGAGAAGAAAGAGUUUUCUCUUGUGAUGGAGUUAAUGAACAAAGAUUUGUGGACAUACAUGAAGGAGAAUUGUGGUCCUAGGAGACAGAUUUUGUUCUCUAUACCUGUUGUGGUUGAUCUCAUGCUUCAAAUGGCAAGAGGCAUAGAAUAUCUUCACUCCAAAAAGAUUUAUCAUGGAAACCUUAAUCCUAAUAGUAUCCUACUAAGAGCUAGAAACUCACAAGAAGGUUAUUUUCAAGCCAAAGUUGUAGGAUUUGGUUUGUCUUCUGUGAUUAAUGGUGAAAACAAUGCUACUAGAACUUCGCCGACGCAUAAUCCAAUUAGUGAAGAGAUUAACCCUUUAAUUUGGUAUGCACCUGAGGUUUUAACUGAGCUAGAACAAACGAAAAAUGCUUCUACUUCUUGUAAGUACUCGGAGAAAGCUGAUGCGUACAGUUUCGGUAUGAUAUGUUUUGAGUUGUUGACGGGAAAAGUUCCUUUUGAGGAUAACCAUCUUCAAGGAGAUAGAACUAAUCAAAAUAUCAAAGCAGGAGAGAGACCUUUGUUUCCACACCGUUCGCCGAAAUAUCUUGUGAGUUUGAUCAAAAAAUGUUGGCAAACUGAUCCGUCUCAGCGUCCUAGUUUCUCGUCUAUUUGUAGGAUUCUGCGCUACACGAAGAAGUUUCUUUCUAUGAACACCGAGUAUGUUAUCAUCAAUCCUGAACUAAACCAGCUCGAACUUCAGAACCCACCUGUGGAUUGUUGUGACAUUGAAGGAACUUUCCUCAAGACUUUUCCAAUAGAGAGGACAGAUGAUAUGUGUUGUGUUGCACAAAUACCAUAUGAAAUGUUUGCUUAUAAAGUUGUUGAGAAAGGGAAGAUCAAUAAUCAGAGUCUGAAUAACAGCACUAUCAUCAAAGAUAAGAGUUGUGAGUGUGAGCCAACAAAAGAUGAAGUAAAUGAUGAUCAAAGCAAAGUUGAUGGAGAUAUUAGUGCAUCCAUAAUGGAAGAUCAAGUAACCAACCCAAAAUCAGUAUCUGGUGAAACACGGUCGAUAUUUUCCGAUAACCCCUCAUUAAAGAAGAGUGUUACAAUAAAGAUACCAUCACAAAUGAAAGCAAAGAAAGACCAAGGAAAUUCAAAACUACAAUCAUCAAGAUCAUUACCGCCAUUAUUAUCUGGUCGAACUUCAAGGACAAAUAAGGUGAAUCAAUCAUCAUUUGCAUCAAGUCCUCUAAGCCCAGGUAAAAAGAAACCUACCAUUUUCUCAUCAGAAUCUGAGCGCAAUUCGAAUAUCAUCAAAGGGAACCAAUCACCAUCAGUGUCAACUACAAGCUCAGUUAGAAGAAAAAGAAAUGAAGGAGGCAAUGUCUCAGAUUCCAAGUCUUCUAGUUUAAAGCUGAAAACAAGAGACCAAUUAACAUCUAACAGUUUAAAGACAAAAAAAGCACCACUUCCUUUGAAUCCUUCUUUGAGUCCAACAAGAAUGAGAAGAAUUAAUAGUACUAAUAACAUCAGUGUAAGGAUGCAAAAAGGGUUCAUGUCAACACCUCCAAUGAGUCCUUCAAUGACUCCUUUAAGGACAUGUACAAGCAAAAAAUGUGGUCAUGUUUCAGAUAUGGACAACGGUUUGAAGAUACGAGGUAGAUCGUCACCAUUCGGAUCGAGUCCUUUGAGUCCAUACGUGAUAAGAAAAACAACAUGUAGCAAUUUCUCUGAUUCAGAGAGCAGUUUUAAUAUGAAAAGAGUAAGUUUAUCACCAUUUACAAUAACCCCUUUGAGCCCGUACGUAAGAACAGCAUGCGGUCAUGUCUCGGAUUAA
Vicia faba (fava bean) is the source of this 2727-nucleotide messenger RNA. The record is from the annotation of a GenBank genome assembly. NCBI's taxonomy places the organism in Eukaryota, Viridiplantae, Streptophyta, Magnoliopsida, Fabales, Fabaceae.